AUGGGAUUGCUCGAUAGCCACCAAGGACGGCUGGAGCAGCUGGAACAAGAACUAGAGCGACAACGAGAAGUAAAGAGAAACCUAAGGAGAGAGGUUGAGCGGCGAAAAGAGCUUGAAGAAAAGCUCUUAAAAUUGGAAUUCAAUCUCCGAGGUAAGGGCUCUCGCACUGACCGAGAAGAUACUCCAUUAAGGGGAGAAGAUUCGUUCAGUGAAGACAUCAUGAAGGAAAAAGUUUCAAGGAAUUUCAAAAGCCCUGACAUGGAUCUGUACGACAAGACCACCAACCCAAAACAUCAUUUGAGCAACUUUAAAAGUUGGACGUACCUAGCCGACGCCUUUGAUGCUACCUGUUGCAAAGCUUUUCCAACGACCUUGACAAAGGCGGUGAUGAAGUGGUUCGAUAACCUCCCUCCAAGGUCGGUCACCAGUUUUGAUGACCUCUCGCAUAAGUUUCUUAUGCGAUUUUCAAUCCAGAAGGACAAAGUCAAGCAUACGUCUAGUCUCUUGGGAGUAAAACAGGAGGUCGGAGAACUCCUGGAGAGAUUCAACAAGGCAUGCUUGGAAAUCCAGGAUCUGCCUACAGAAGCAGUAAUCAUGGGCCUAGUAAAUGGACUCCGAGAAGGUCCCUUCUCUCAGUCCAUCUCGAAAAGGCAUCCGACUUCUUUGAGUGAUGUACAAGAAAGAGCUGAAAAGUACAUCAAUAUGGAGGAAAACACCAGACUACGAGAACCAAGUCGGCGACCUGGGCACUCUCAUCCAUCAAAGGAGAAGGAGAGAGAGCCCAAGAAAAAGGAAGAAGUCGGGCCUAAAAGGCCCAGGAGAUAUCACUCUUAUACUCCUCUGCAAGUUUCCUUAGUCGACAUCUACAGAAAAAUUUGUUAUACUGAAAAGCUACCUCCUCCUCGGCCCAUCAAGAACAAAAAUAGGGGAAGUCGUAGCAAAUUCUGUGAAUAUCACAAGUUAUAUGGGCACUCAACAAAUGAUUGUUACGAAUUGAAAAAUAUGAUAGAAAAGCUGGCCAGGAAAAGUCGGCUUGAUAGAUAUCUGAUGGAAAGGUCGGACCAUCAUGGAAAGAGGAAACGAGAUGAGGAAGAUCGGAGAAACACACCACCACGGACCCCGGAACGACAUGUACAUAUGAUCUCGGAAGGGUUCGCUGGUGGAGGACUCACAAAGUCAUCUCGUAAAAGGCAACUGAAAGAAGUUUAUCAGGUCGAGAGCGAAUUGCCCGACCUUCCAACAAUCUGUUUCACCAAAGAAGAUGGACAGGGUAUUGCCCCCGGACAUGACGAUUCGGUGGUAAUUACCGUGAUUUUCGCCAAUGUCCAUCUACACAGAACCCUGAUGGAUCAGGGGAGUUAG
Molecule: messenger RNA, 1362 nt
Organism: Arachis duranensis
Lineage: Eukaryota; Viridiplantae; Streptophyta; Magnoliopsida; Fabales; Fabaceae
Exons: 1
Coding region: 1-1362 (453 amino acids)
Source: RefSeq, a predicted model, not a curated record